CACAAGCGCUCCCAUGUUGCGUAGUCUGGAAACCUGACGUGGAGAGCAGCCGAGUGGAGCGUACAGUGACUGAGUUGCAGCAGGGCAGAUCAGAAAGUGCCUGUGGCCGCGCUCACAUUUCCUCGCGCACUCCUCUCCGGACCUAGAGUCGCACGAGACUGGCAACACGCUCAGACACCGGUGUGCUGGCCGCGCGUGACCCGAGGAGCCCACUUUUGACGAACACACUCGGGCUCCGCUGGCAGGAAAGCUGGAACUAAACUACAUUCAUUGACUUGAGAGCGAUGCACUGGCAGCAUGGCCAAGUGGUUCAAGGAGCACCUAGGAUUCAAAACUACCAAAGCACCCCCUCCGGCGCCUCCGAAACCGGACUACAGACACUGUCACACCGGUGUGCCCGGUGCGCCUGGCUACCAACAAACAAUCUGCGGGGCCACCUUCCCAAGCCCCGCGCAACCGGACAUCCUCGCUGCGUACAAACUACAAAAGGAGCUGGACUUCGAGGACCCGUACACUUCAGGUGGAAAUAUUUCAUUCGGCUCGAGCUUGAACAGCGUGGGGUCGCCGGAUAUCAAGUAUGUGUCACCAAAACACCGACUUAUCAAGGUGGAAACUAUCGAAAAGCCCAGCCCAGCUCCAGGCGGAGGUGUCACAGUCACCCAAGCUGUUGCUCUGGGGAGUGUUAAAUCUCCCACUUCACCUCCCUCGGACCACGACAACAAGGAGAAGCUCAUUAUCCUCGAAGACUACGCGGACCCUUUCGAUGCCGAGCAGGCUGGUGGCACUCAGACCAGCACGGAAAAAGUGACGACCACGGAGAAUGACGGCUACAUGGAGCCAUACGAGGCCCAGAAGAUGAUGGCAG
This is a messenger RNA of Notothenia coriiceps (black rockcod), 865 nucleotides long. It is a transcript of the gene shf, whose product is annotated as Src homology 2 domain containing F. The annotation marks the transcript as partial. The record is from RefSeq and is a predicted model, not a curated record. Gene Ontology annotation, molecular function: phosphotyrosine residue binding. The transcript is spliced from 2 exons. NCBI's taxonomy places the organism in Eukaryota, Metazoa, Chordata, Actinopteri, Perciformes, Nototheniidae.